Molecule: messenger RNA, 2271 nt
Organism: Necator americanus (New World hookworm)
Lineage: Eukaryota; Metazoa; Nematoda; Chromadorea; Rhabditida; Ancylostomatidae
Exons: 19
Coding region: 1-2271 (756 amino acids)
Molecular function (GO): acetyl-CoA synthetase activity; AMP binding
Source: RefSeq, a predicted model, not a curated record
AUGGGUCUGCUGUGGCCGGAUGGCCGAUGGAAAACCCUUCGAAACCGCCCUAGUGCAAGCCAAGACUUUCAUUACUCCGGGGUCGAUAAAAUGUCGGAACUGGUUGGUGGGUGGUGGGCAGAAGAGGGCAAAGCUUCGAAGACGCUGUUUAUCGGCAUGAUGAGACGAUCAGUCUGGACCACGUACGUCCCAUCAACAAGGGGGAAAGCGAAAAGAGAAUGCGAGAAUGCGUCACGCCGGCACAACUUGAUGAACUCCAUAGGAUCGCGUAGAAUUGCGAGAGCUGUGUCUGUAAGCGGCGUUUACGCGUUGCUAGACUUAAAAGCAGCCGAAGCUAUGUCCGACGUCGGUGUGAAGUUCGACCUUCCCUCUACUCCCUCUCCUGAAGAGGAGGUAUUCCUACCCCCUGCACCUCUUCUUGCUGGAGCACAUGUCGCUGGACUUCAAUCCUACCGUGAGAAGUAUCGAUCCUCCAUCAACAAUUCUGAUGCCUUCUGGAAAAGUGUGGCAGAGGAACUUCAUUUCUCGCAAGGAACUUCCAAGGGAUUGGAGUGGAAUUUUGAUGCGAAGAGAGGUGAUGUGUUUUGCCGCUUCAUGGAUGGAGCAAAGACAAAUAUUUCUUACAACUGUCUAGAACGUAACAUAAAGCGUGGUUAUGGCAAUAAGGUUGCCUACAUUUGGGAAGGAAACGAACCCUCUGACGGAUUCAAAAUCACCUACAGCGAACUCCACUCCCAGGUUGUCAAUUUUUCCGCUGUUUUACGAGGUCAUGGUGUACGGAAAGGAGAUGUUGUAGCCCUUUACCUCCCAAUGAUCACUGAGUUAGCUGUGGCAAUGCUUGCAUGUGCCCGAAUUGGGGCCAUGCAUUCGGUGGUUUUUGCUGGCUUUUCCGCCUCUUCCUUAGGUGCAAGAAUUAUUGAUGCCAAUUGCUGUGUCCUCGUAACUGCUGAUGGAUUCUUCCGAGGCAAGAAAUAUAUAAAUCUGAAGGGAAUUGCUAGUGAAGCUGUAAGAAUAGCAUCGGAAGGUGGUGUGAACAUGAAAUCUGUCAUCAUCGUCUCUCAUCAAAAACGUGUAACUGUUCCGGAAGGUUGCGACUCUCCCAAGGAAAUAGCGAUGGGACCCAAUGAUUUUAACUAUACUGUAGAAAUGGCCAAAUAUAAAGACGUUAAUUCGCCUGUGGAGUGGAUGGAUGCAGAAAGCCCUCUUUUUUUGUUGUAUACGUCCGGUUCAACAGGAAAACCAAAGGGAAUUCAACAUUCGACCGCUGGUUACAUGGUGUAUGCUUAUUUCACGACAAAGUGCAGCUUUGAUGCACAUCCAGACGAAGACGUCUACUGGUGUACAGCCGACUGUGGUUGGAUAACUGGGCACACGUAUUUGUUGUAUGGUCCAUUGAUGAAUGGCUUAACUAGCGUAUGGUUUGAAGGUGUGCCGACCCAUCCUGCCCCCGAUAGGAUGUGGGCGGUUACCGACAAGUACCAGGUGAACAAACUCUACACUUCGCCCACGGCCAUACGCGCCUUGAUGGCAAUGGGAGACGAGCAUGUUAAAAAGCAUUCACGUGCUUCUUUGGAACUUUUGGGAACAGUGGGUGAGCCUAUUAAUCCUGCGGCUUGGAAAUGGCUUUACAAUGUGGUAGGCAAUGAGAAAUGCGCCAUCGUGGACACAUUCUGGCAGACCGAAACAGGAGGGCACAUGAUAACACCAUUGCCUGGUGCUACUCCAAUGAAGCCUGGAUCUGCAACAUUUCCUUUCUUUGGAGUCAAUCCAGUCAUUCUCGACUCUGAAGGACGUGUCAUCGAAGGACCUGGUGAAGGAAAUCUCUGUUUCGAUAGAGCAUGGCCAGGAAUGCUCCGCACUGUGUUUGGCGAUCAUGACAGGUUCAUCAAGACGUACUUCGCACCAUUCAAUGGGUAUUAUUUUACUGGUGAUGGCGCACGUCGUGAUGAAGAUGGAUACUUGUGGAUAACAGGUCGCGUUGAUGAUUUAAUGAAUGUUUCUGGUCAUCUACUGUCCACUGCCGAAAUCGAAAGCGCGUUGGUGGCACAUGAUAAGGUUGCCGAAGCAGCGGUUGUCGCUGCUCCCCAUGACAUCAAAGGCUCGUUCCCGUACGCGUUUGUGACUCUGAACAACGGUGAGAAAAUGAGUCCUUCGCUGGCUCUGGAGCUGAAGAACAUGGUGCGUAAGAAAAUUGGAGCCAUUGCGGUGCCCGAAGUGAUCCAGUCAGCCCCUGGUCUGCCAAAAACUCGUUCUGGAAAGCUCAUUUCAUAA